GCCUCCCGGGUCUCUCCACCCGCAUGAUCCCUCCCCCACACCUCACACCGUUUUGUUCAGUUGUGAAUGCCGCGUCCUGUCCUGGUGACAGGAGAACAAUGUUGGUGAACGUCGCAGCGAGUGUCCGAGUGUUCCGUGCGCCCCUUGGAGCGGGUGGGGGCGGAAGCCCUGGUGGCUGGCGGGCCGUGGCGAUAGCGCGCUAUCUGCCGCCGCAGCGCCUGUCCGCGGCCUCUGGGUUAUUUCUGGCCAGGCGACAGCGCUGUGGUCGGUGCAGCGGGAGCGCCGGGGCCUGGCAGGGGCGGGGCGGGCUUAUCGUCAGACUCCCCGGCCAACGCCUCCGCUCCAGAGCAAGCCGGGCCACCGUCCUCUCACCAUGGGCUCCGGUGAGUCUGUGGUCCGGUCGGCUCUGGGCCUCUCCCUGGGCAGACCCAGGUUGGGAGGCGCUCCGAUUGUUCUGGUUGCAGAAGGGAGAGUCUUGGCACAGAUGAGACUUCCAGCCAGCGCGCGGGGUGGUCGGGGUGGAGAGGCUUGCGGCUAAAGGGGCCUCGGAACUGGAUGGGGCCGGGCCCAGCGCUCCGGCCCACACCCCAGCCCCUCCAAUCCUCACCCUCCAUGCCCCCCAGUUCUGCCUGCUGUGCUUCAGCACUGGCACCAUCACCAGCCACUGUCCCCUCAGUGGGUCCCAUUCACCUCCUGCCCUGUCGAUCCAGGCCCAGACCCUGCGGGCUGCAGCCUCCUGGUCCUUGCUGGGUCUCAGGGUCCCUCAGUUCUGGCCCAGCAACUGCCGAAGGUCUGCAAACCCAACGCUAUGCGCAGACGAUGCUCCCGCCAGCGGCGCUGCGUGCAGGCGCGGGCGGAACGUGCGACCCCGGCUUUCACGCAGACCCCGCGCCGCCCGCGCCCGCUCCUCCCCUGCCGCGCAGCGCCUGCGGUUCUUCUCCCAGCUCAGCAGCUGGAGACCGGAGAAGGGAGAGAGGCCACAGCCAAACGGCCCCGUGAACGGCGCGGGCGCGCGGACCCCACCCGCCCGCCUCCAGGGCUCGGGAUCUUGGCCGGUGCACGCCCAUGAGGGCCACCCGGAAUGUCGCGAUCUCAGCAUCGCGGGCCAAGCGAUGAGAUGGAAGGACGAUGGGGCACGCCUGAGGGGCUCAGGUCGUUACGCAGGAGCCCGCCACGGCCGGGGAGCCAAGCGCCGGGGACGGAGUCGGGAAGAGAGGACAGAGUCUCCAGGCGCGCCCGCCUCUCCCGUCUCCAGCGAAAGUCAGGUCCCACCCACCCCGUCGAGAGACUUGGCCCUCAGGCGCCUAGCCUCCGGGGCGGCGGGGACCAGACCCCAUGUGGCAACCCCCGACGUGGAGAAAUGCGGGUCUUGUCCUCACUUUGCGUCGCACGCGAAGGAGCAGGCCGCCCAGCGCAGACCCCAGCCGUGCACCGCGCGGAGUCAGACCUGUGCAGCGCCCGACCCGCGGCCGCGCCUAACCCUGCGGGUCCACCGAGGCCGGCUCCCAGCCAGGCCUCCUGCCUCACGCCUGGCCCUCUCCUCUAGCAGGAGCAGCUCCUCUUGGGGUCCUGGGGGCAAUGGGCUGGACCUGCCCAGGGAAGAGUUUGAAAAGGGGUCUGGAGCCCAGCCCGUUGAUGAACUGCACUCCCCCCUGGACCUGCCCCUGGGCCUCCUCAGUGACACAGUCACUGAAUGA
Molecule: messenger RNA, 1697 nt
Organism: Galeopterus variegatus (Sunda flying lemur)
Lineage: Eukaryota; Metazoa; Chordata; Mammalia; Dermoptera; Cynocephalidae
Source: RefSeq, a predicted model, not a curated record